AACCUAACCCUAAAUCAAUCUCAGUCUCAUCCAGUGUAGGAAUUCAUCAAUUUUAUUGACACAAACAAAAGGGAUUCAAUAUCAAAGAAUCUUAAACAAUCUCUAGUCAUUUUUUCAGCUUAGUAAUGUAGCUCUAUCCAACUUUUCUUAUCUCAACCACUCAUCUUCAUCUUUGGAGAGAGAGAGAAAAACAGAAAUGGAUGAAGAGACAACAUGGGAGGAGAGAUUUCAUGCCCUAACUCAUAUCCUAACAAGCCCCACAAACUCACCAUCUCUUCACUCACAGUUCUUCAUCUCCACCCAAAUACCAUGCUACCUAAACUGGGACUACCCACCAGUCCUCUGCAAAAAAUAUUCCAAAACUUUCCCAUCUCUGGAUUUGAAAUGGGGUAUCUCUCUGUUCCUGAAAAGGGUUUCCAGAUUUGGUCUCCCUGAGACCUCUUGGAGGUCCAAAUGCCCAUUCCUUCAGCCGCCGCCAUUGAUUCUGGCUAAAGGAGUUGAAGAAGCUCAGUGGGGUGAAGAACAGAGAAGACAGUAUUUCAGAAAAAGACUCAGAAGGAAACCCCUUCUGACCAAUAUCAACCCUUUCAUUCCUAUUCUAGUUCCCAAUCUGUUAUUGUUUUCUCUUUUGCUCUGGGACCCUGAUCUUCCCGAUGCCAAAUGAGAUUUUUUGUUUUGUUUUUUGGGUUAACAGUUUAAUAAUCUAUGUAUCAUUAUUGUUGUGUAUACAAUUCAAUGAUUCUGUUACC
Messenger RNA from Humulus lupulus (European hop), 749 nucleotides. RefSeq lists its product as uncharacterized. The record is from RefSeq and is a predicted model, not a curated record. Bases 197 to 664 code for a protein of 155 amino acids. The transcript has a single exon. Lineage: Eukaryota; Viridiplantae; Streptophyta; Magnoliopsida; Rosales; Cannabaceae.